This is a messenger RNA of Hyalella azteca, 1592 nucleotides long. Its product is annotated as leukocyte elastase inhibitor-like. Gene Ontology annotation, molecular function: serine-type endopeptidase inhibitor activity. The record is from RefSeq and is a predicted model, not a curated record. The transcript is spliced from 8 exons. The coding region runs from base 90 to 1277 and encodes 395 amino acids. NCBI's taxonomy places the organism in Eukaryota, Metazoa, Arthropoda, Malacostraca, Amphipoda, Hyalellidae.
UCAGGUUACUGCUAUUGACGUUACUGUUGCUGCUGUUAACGCCUGUUGUGCUGUUGGUUGAAACGUCGCUGUUCACAUCGCGCGCCGACAUGUCUAAAGUAAAAUCUCUCAACAUCUCGAUCAGCCUCAACGCUUUCACCCUCGACAUGUACAAGGUUUUGUCGGAGAAAGCUCCAGACAAAAACCUGUUCUUCUCACCACUAAGCGUGAUGACAGCCCUCAGCAUGACCCUCAUGGGCGCUAAACAAACGUCGCGCGAUCAGCUCGCGGUUGCCCUCAAGCUUCACCCUCACUCCAACGAUGCUGUUAAAACUGCCUUCGCUGCCGCUCUUGAUGCCUUCAACAAAAUUCCUGAAGGCGUGCAGAAGCUGUACGAACUUCAUGUCGCCAACAAUAUGUACGUCUCGCACAAGCUCGACCUACAGCAGGAGUUUUCCGAUGCCCUAACGCAGCACUUCCAGGCCGCUGCUAAGGUGGUUGACUUCGGUGGCCAGACAGAAGCAGUGCGUCAAGAGAUCAACCAGGCGGUCGAGGAAGCAACCAAGAACAAGAUCAAGAACCUCAUACCUGAAGGCAUACUGGACGCUUUAACGCGUUUGGUGCUAGUGAACGCCGUCUACUUCAAGGGGCUCUGGACGAAGCAGUUUGACAAAGCCCGGACGCAGGACUUGCCUUUCUACACUGAUGGGAGAAACAGUGUCAAUGUCCCCAUGAUGAAGGCCAAAGAAGAGUACAGAUACAUGAUUAGGAAGGAUCUCAAAGCUACCGUGCUCGGCAUGGACUAUCAGGGCGGCAACCUAAGCCUGGUUAUCGUGCUACCAGACAAGCGUACGGGUCUGGCAAAGGUAGAGCGCAAGCUGCAGGGGGUCGACCUACGCGAACUCUUCGACUCGGGGCGAAAAGUUGAGGUGGAAGUGACCAUCCCGCGCUUCAAGAUGGAGUACUCCGAGGAUCUCGUGGCACCUCUCCAGGCGUUGGGUGUGCGCGACAUGUUCGGGUCUUCAGCGGAUCUGAGCGGCAUAGGAGGGCUGCCCGGCGACCUCUACGUCUCCAAUGUGCUGCACAAAGCCUUCAUCGACGUCAACGAGGAGGGCAGUGAAGCCGCCGCUGCCACGGCCCAGGUGAUCAUGGCCCGUAUGGCGAUGGUGCGCACCAUUCCGCCGUUCGUAGCGGACCAUCCCUUCGUAUUCCUCCUGCAGGAUCUGCAAUCCGGAAUUACGCUCUUCGCCGGACGGUAUUCCCGCCCGGACGCUCUGCCACCCAAACAAGAACUUUAACUUUGAAGUGUUUCUUAUUUUGAUAUAUAAAUCGAAUAAAUUACUGUGGUAUAGGAUAUCCUUCUUUAUAAACAGGACUCUGAGUAUUAAUAAUAUAUAUGAAAAAUUUAUUUUAUAAUGCCGCAAAUUAUGUCCUUCCCUUCCUGAUGGCAUCUAAUACCAACUAAAAUAAUAAUAAUAAUCAAUUCAUAUAUCAACGUCUUCAUUAUGUGGUGUGUGUAGCUUCUUAAUUUUCUGAACGAAGAACUCUGAAAUGUUGGUAUUUUUAUACGAAAUAAAUGCAUUGUCCAUACACAAUAAAGUGUGAAGAGAUAA